This is a messenger RNA of Mucor velutinosus, 1365 nucleotides long. RefSeq lists its product as uncharacterized. Gene Ontology annotation, molecular function: GTP binding; structural constituent of cytoskeleton; GTPase activity. NCBI's taxonomy places the organism in Eukaryota, Fungi, Mucoromycota, Mucoromycetes, Mucorales, Mucoraceae. The transcript is spliced from 4 exons. Bases 1 to 1365 code for a protein of 454 amino acids. The record is from RefSeq and is a predicted model, not a curated record. Gene Ontology annotation, biological process: microtubule cytoskeleton organization; mitotic cell cycle. Gene Ontology annotation, cellular component: microtubule; cytoplasm.
AUGAGAGAAAUCAUUCAUGUUCAAGCAGGUCAAUGUGGUAAUCAGAUUGGCCAAAAGUUUUGGGAGAGUAUCAGUCAAGAGCACGGCAUUGAUUCAACUGGUGCCUAUGCUGGCGACAACGAUUUACAAUUAGAACGUAUCAAUGUAUACUACAAUGAAGGCUCUGCUGGCAAAUACGUGCCAAGAGCUGUUCUUGUUGAUCUCGAACCUGCUACUAUGGAUGCCAUUCGCGGUAGCACUUAUGGUAAGCUGUAUCGUCCUGACAAUUUCAUCUUUGGUCAAUCUGGUGCUGGUAACUCUUGGGCCAAGGGCUACUAUACUGAAGGUGCUGAGCUCGUGGAAAACGUCUUGGACAUCAUCCGUAAAGAAGCAGAGCACACAGAUUGCUUGCAAGGCUUCCAAUUGUGCCACUCAUUAGGUGGUGGUACUGGUUCAGGUCUUGGCUCUCUCUUGCUCUCCAAGAUUCGUGAAGAAUAUCCUGAUCGUAUGCUUUGCACGUACUCUGUUGUCCCCUCACCCAAGGUCUCUGACACUGUAGUUGAACCUUACAAUGCCGUCUUGACAGUUCACCAACUUGUAGAGAAUUGUGAUGCCACGUUCUGUAUUGAUAACGAAGCUCUUUACGACAUUUGCUUUAGAACUCUCAAAUUGUCUAAUCCUGGUUAUGGUGAUUUGAAUCAAUUGGUGUCUGCCGUCAUGUCGGGUGUCUCUACCAGCUUGCGUUUCCCAGGUCAAUUAAACAGCGAUUUGAGAAAGACAUUCGUCAACAUGGUUCCUUUCCCUCGUCUUCAUUUCUUUAUGGUUGGUUUCGCUCCAUUAACUGCAUUUGGCUCUCAACAGUACCGUAAUUUGAGUGUGCCUGAAUUGACUGCUCAAAUGUUUGAUGCUCGCAACAUGAUGGCUGCUUCUGAUCCUCGUCAUGGCCGUUAUUUGACUGUUGCUACCAUCUUCCGCGGUCGCCUGUCUACCAAGGAAGUCGAAAAUCAAAUGUUGGCUGUCCAGCAAAAGAAUUCCUCCUACUUUGUCGAGUGGAUUCCCAACAGUGUUAAGACAUCCCUUUGUGAUAUUCCUCCUGUGGGCCUUAAAAUGUCUGGCACCUUUAUUGGUAACAGCACUGCUAUCCAAGAAUUGUUCAAGCGUGUCAAUGAGCAAUUCACUGCCAUGUUUAGAAGAAAGGCUUUCAUGCAUUGGUACACUGGUGAAGGUAUGGAUGAAAUGGAAUUCACCGAAGCCGAAUCCAACAUGAACGAUCUUGUCUCUGAGUACCAACAAUAUCAAGAAGCUACUGCCGAUGAGGAGCUCUUGGAAGACGAAGAUUACCUUGAGGAGGACGAUUUGCUCGAAGAAGAUCAACUGGAGGAAUAA